AACGCAAUAAUUCCGAAUAUUUAGUACUACCUAGUACACUACUAUUCACUGAAAAUGGCGGAGAGUGAAAGCCCAAAAGCCCAAACCGAUUCUCCUAUUCGAAAAAAGCAAAAAGUUGAAACAACACCUGAUAAAAUUCCUCGAAAUGAUUCCACCGACGACGUAGACGAAUUCCUCAAACAAGUUCCAAAUUUUCAAGUGGAGAAAGUUUUGAGGAAUGACAUUAUGAAUAAGCGAAUAGCAUUGCAAGGAUUAUUCAAAGGACAGACCGAAACAGUGUUGGUGGUUAUGGAAAAAAAGAUAUUCCCGGAGGAGCCGGAGAUUUUACAGGGAUUUUUCGAUAGCAAUACACGUUCGAAGAAAAAUUAUCGGAAUGAUGUUUAUCGGGGAUACGAUUGGUUCCCGGCGAGCGAAUGCAACGGUUUGAACGUAACAAUAACAUAUCCUGCAACUAAGAAGCAUCUUGAAAAAUGGUGCGCACCACGGUAUUAUUUAAUUGAAGAGACACCGGAAUUGUUUGAACAGGUCACUCUACCGAGACGCCUUGCAGCAUCAUUAUCCCUGCAGUGGGUGGAUAAUAUUUUGAAUGGUACAGCCGAGCUUGACAGAGUCAUAUACAAUGACAAGGACAAUGACACGGGCUUUGUUUUGGUGAAGGAUCUCAAAUGGGACGAUCAAAUUCAAACUCUAUAUUUAUUGGCAAUAACAAGGCAAAGAAUACCUUCAAUUAGAGAAUUGAAUGCCACUCAUCUGCCUCUACUGAAAAAUAUCAAAGAAAAUGCGUGUAAGAUUAUUGAGGAGCGAUACCACGUACCGAGAUCAGAAUUGAAGAUUUUCUUUCAUUAUCAACCGAGUUUUUAUCACCUCCACGUGCAUUUUACAAGUUUUGGGGUAGAAAAUGCUGGUGCAAUUAUUGAAAAAGGACAUCUAUUAACAACAGUAAUCAAUAAUAUUGAGAUGGUGCCCGAUUACUAUCAGAAGGCAGUCCUCUUAUUCCGCGUCCCAAAAUUAUCGGCUUACCAACCCUACGAAGACUACUUAGAAGAAAAGAAAAGUGUAAAUUUGUCACGUGAAUCUGUAUAAAUCAAACUUACCCCGAAGCCAGUAUUUUUGUCAACAGAAAAACACGCCUGGCCGAGCAACAAUGUUGAAGAUGAAUUUUCCAUAUGAUAACCAUCAGAAUAUCUUCGAAUAAUUGAAUCUUUAUUGAAAGACGUCAGCAUUGUUUUCCUUAUUCGCAACAUAAGACGAUAAAUUAGCAUUCUCCAUUCACAUCUGAUGCUUUUGUAAAACUAUCAAAAUCAUAUUUUUAUAAAUAUAAAUCUCGUAUUCUCUGGA
This is a messenger RNA of Fopius arisanus, 1338 nucleotides long. RefSeq names its product Decapping enzyme, scavenger (gene Dcps). Gene Ontology annotation, cellular component: nucleus; P-body. The record is from RefSeq and is a predicted model, not a curated record. Gene Ontology annotation, molecular function: hydrolase activity; RNA 7-methylguanosine cap binding. NCBI's taxonomy places the organism in Eukaryota, Metazoa, Arthropoda, Insecta, Hymenoptera, Braconidae. Bases 55 to 1083 code for a protein of 342 amino acids. The transcript has 4 exons. Gene Ontology annotation, biological process: deadenylation-dependent decapping of nuclear-transcribed mRNA.